Messenger RNA from Sclerotinia trifoliorum, 3754 nucleotides. NCBI's taxonomy places the organism in Eukaryota, Fungi, Ascomycota, Leotiomycetes, Helotiales, Sclerotiniaceae. The record is from the annotation of a GenBank genome assembly.
UUCGCCAAUCAAUAUGGAAUAUUGCUAUCGAAAUCCUUGUGGAUUCACCACUUUAAAACCACAUUUAUAGGGUAUAUUUGCAGGGCCACUUGGCGAGAGAGUGGCCAAAAAGCCUGAAAACUGGGUAUGAUGUAAGAACAUUGACGGGACCGAGGGAAUUUGGAUGAUCAUGUAGGUGCUGUUCGAUAAUUUACUUCGUGCAGUUUGAGUAUUUGGAUAGUUGAAGAAAUAUUAUCUGGUGUAUGCCAAUUCUUCUCAGUCUACCUUCUUCCCAGAGAAAGGGUUUUUAUGAAUUCUUUUCGAAGGAUAUCAGUGCGUUUUAUGUGUCUUUGAUUUGAUCCAGAUUGAUUUGAUGGUUAACUAUUUAUAUCUUUUGGAGUGUUGGGUUCGUGCACAAAUCGCAUUUCUGGUUAUACCAGUACGAUACGAUUGUGCGGUGUAUUUUUGGAUUUUCUAGGGGCCUUGGUGACGAAAGGAUCGAGCGAAUAUGAGUGGUUUUACAAUUGACAGGUCGAAGACGGUUCAUGUGCCUUUCCGCAGUGUUGCGCACCCAGCGAAUGUGGCAGAUAGAGCUGGGGAAAAAAGGGUCAGAGCAGUUAGGAAAUCGAGAUUUAGGGAGGAGGGGUUGGAUGAUGAGUUAAUCGUGAGAGUGGAUGUUGGCAGUUUGGGAGAGGAGUUUGCUGUUAUUGGCAAUAGCUUACGGACGCGGGGUAUGCGGGGUGGAACAUCGACGACUAUACAGGCUUCAAAAGUUUCAGGGGAAAAGAGAGAAAAUGAAGAACCACACGAUGCGCCGAGGGCAGCAAAGUUUGGAAAGACUAGCACACCGAUAAUUGCGACUUCAAAUACACGUACGGCCUUUUCUACAAUACCGAGAGUUGCGUUGCUCGCAUUCUUGAUUGGAGUGGUUGUGCCUGCGUUUGGAUAUACAGGAAGGCAGCACAAUAACAUACAUGUCAUGAAAGGAAACGGUGCCGAUGCGGGGGUAAUAGGGGCUUCAGAAUUGGCGGACAACGGGGGUAUGAUUGAUGGGAGGGCGAAUAGUCCUACUUCAAUUUGUACUAGAUGGAGUCAUAUGAGUAUGUUUUGGUCUGCUUGCUUGGUAUGGUGAUGUAUGGCUAAUUGAGGAAAUUUUAGCUGCGAACGUCAACGGAACAUUAUACAUAUAUGGAGGAGAAGCGACCACGCGGAGUGGGCAAACUACUGAUACUUGGAGUAAGAGGUUACUUACAUAGUAUUUGGGGAUAGCAUUAACCACCUACAGACAACAACUUCCUGAAAUUGGAUCUCACCAAGACCUGGCAAAUCGCAUCACCGGUUCUAUCCGGUUUACCACAACCAUCCGGUCCCCCAGCAGUUGCUAUGGGCUCUCUCUGGCAUACAUAUGACUCGUUAUUUUUGUAUGGAGGGGAGUUUUCAGAUAGUCCACCAACUUCCCCUUCAGCAGUAGCAACGUGGAAAUAUGAUAUUGCAUCGGCGACCUGGACUGAAUUCUCAAAUCCGCGAACAGUGGCAGGCAACGGUUCAGAUGUUUCGCCGGCGGAUGUUCAGCGGGCGGCGGAGGGUGCGGGAUUGAGUGUUCCAGAAUUGGGGAGGAGUUGGUACUUUGGUGGACAUUUGGGUUAGUGUCAUGUGCAUUUCACUACCCCUAUGGGUGGACAAUUUGAUGACUAAAGCUAACGCUUAAUAUUUAGAUAUGUACACAACACCUGGAUGGUCAAAUCAAAUUGCUAGAACAUAUUUGAAGAGUCUUCUAGAGUUCACUCAUCCUGGAUAUACAAAUACUGGCGUGGCUUCAUUGGGAACUACGAGAGGAGCAGGUUCUGGUGGUGUAUACAGAAAUAUUACAGAGGGUGGCUUGCAAGACGAUGCGGGCUUUACGGAAAGAGCUGAUGGUGUUUUGGUAUACGUUCCUGGAUGGGGUGUUGAUGGGCUUUUACUUGGGUUAGCCGGUGGUACUAAUGCGACGUUUGUAAGCAAUGAAGCCUUAACUAUAAGUUGAAGUAUUAACAUCUAUCAGACAGAGAUGAAUAUCAUCGAUGUGUAUGACAUUGCGAGUAGUACUUGGUACAAGCAAAGCACCUCCGGAGCAACUCCUCCCAUUCGUGUCAACCCUUGCGCUGUGGUUGCUGCAGCACCCGACGGUAGCAGUUUUAACGUUUAUUUAUACGGAGGACAAAAUCUUAUUCCUUAUGGUAGCCAAACUCAAUAUUCAGAUAUGUGGAUUCUUACAAUCCCAUCUUUCACUUGGAUUCAAGUUGAUAUGUCCGACCAAUCUCAACCGCCAGCUCGAGCGGGCCACACUUGUAAUCUUUGGGAUGGACAAAUUGUAGUUGUUGGUGGCUACGUAGGAACAGAUAUAUCGUGUGAUAGUCCUGGCAUAUACGUCUUCAAUGCAUCGUCUCUUCAAUGGACCAAUUCAUUUACAACACUUUCGUCCUCAUCUUCAUCUUCCUCAUCAGAUCAGGACUCAGAUAUCGUUCAAGCCUCUACCGGUUAUACCGUCCCUGACGUCAUACAAUCGGUCAUUGGUGGUUUUUCCCUUGGAGGUGCAACAGCUAGUACGCCCGCAGUCGGAUCAGCUACUGUUGGUCCCCUAGCAACCGGCAAGCCGCCUACUUUCACUGUAACACAAUCUCGUUCCACGAUAACAUCGACAGCUACACCUACCUCAUCCACAGCACCUUUUGCUGAUACGGCCAAAAAAGGAACAAAUAAAGCUGCGAUUAUCGCAGGUGUCAUUGCCACCGCAUUGGCCUUCUUAGCUGGAUAUCUUGCGUUUUGUACUUGGUUAUAUCGAAGACAGUUGAAGCUCUAUAAAGAUCAUGUGGCGAUCUCUCAGAGGGCAGCUUUUGUUCCUGCUAAUAGAAUGUUUAGAGCCUCAGAUGGAUCGAACGGGGAUGGAAAUUAUGGGGAGAAAGUGGUAGGAACUGGCAAUGCUAUGAUGCUAGGACCAUUUGGUACUGAUAUUAGUGGAACUGGUGGAGUACAGACUCCUAGUGUGAGGUCUGAAGGAGGAGGCCUUUUAGGUUCUGGGAAUGAAGGAAGUGGAAGUGGAAGUGGAAGUGGAAGUGGAAGUGGAAGCGGAAGUGGAAUCGGAUAUGAUGAUAGGAGGGGCGGAAGUGGAACAUAUGUUUAUGGAGGCGGUAUAAUGCCAGGAGGGGCUUCAUAUCAAAGGAUCAGUGAAGUAGAUGAGGGAAUAAUGAUGGGAAGCGGAAGUGAGAGUGCUAAGGCCGGAUGGAGGGGUCAUGGAAAACGUGCAGGGAGUGAGGGGAGUAUUACGAGUAGUUUGGAGGAUCUUUUGGGUGAUAGAGAACCCAGUUUCUUUAAUGUGGUCAUGAAUCCGAGGAGGACGUUGAGAGUUGUUAAUAGUGAUUAGAAAGUUGGUUGCGGGCUGUUUGAUGGGGCUAGAAUAGUCUGUGGAAAGGUAGAGGAACUUCGGGGCUUGUUUUUAUGAAUUGAGGAAAGGGGGCUGGAAAUAUAUCAUUUUGUCUGGUUUGGCGCAUGUGUAAAGGAAUGGAAAGAAAGGAAGGAAGCACUGUUAUAUUUGGGAUCAGGGGGAAAUUUGAUUUGAGAAUAGUACACGGAUUGGAUACCCAUGUGUGAUUUUAUUUUUAUUUGAGAGAAAGUUUUUUUGGUUGGAUUUUUGUAUGAAUUAUUAUCUUUUGUGUGACUAGCGAUCGCUAAGUCGGUAUUUCUUCUUUGGCGUUCGAUUUAACCUGCGUUGUAUCAUAUUACAUGCGUGUCAAGAGCU